Pteronotus mesoamericanus is the source of this 2619-nucleotide messenger RNA. RefSeq names its product zinc finger protein 572 (gene ZNF572). Bases 138 to 1157 code for a protein of 339 amino acids. Lineage: Eukaryota; Metazoa; Chordata; Mammalia; Chiroptera; Mormoopidae. The record is from RefSeq and is a predicted model, not a curated record. The transcript is spliced from 3 exons.
AGAGUCUAAGACCUUGGGUUGGUGGGGCCAGAGGUAGGGAUUCCUUCCUCCGGGACAUCUGGGCCUCCUAGGGUGCAGAGAGCCUUGUGUGUAGCCCUCAGAACAGAUUUCUGAUUCCUAACCUGGUUGUGAUCAUUAUGAUGGAGCAAGAGAAAAAACUGUUGGUCUCAGAUUCUAAUGGCUUCAUGGAGAGGGGGAGUUUGAAAAGCUCUUUUACAGGAGAUGAAAGUAAGAAUAAUUUAGAAACUGUUCAACACAACCACCUUAAGGCAGAUAAACGUAAAGAGAGAGCCUCUAAAUUGUCUAAAACAGAUGGCCCACAAAAUUGUAAGCAUGAGGAUACAAAAGAAAUACCAUUGACAUUGUCCCAAGGAGAUGAGAUUUGCUGUGAUGGUUUCAAUGAGAAUGAUGGCAAGUCAGAGAAUCAGAAAAAUUCUACAGGAAAAGUGGAAGAAAAACCCAGUGACCCAGGAGAACAUGCCAAUGCCUCUGGCCAGCAGAAUUCAUCCUUCAGAGACAAACGCUAUAAAUGUUUUGAAUGUUGGAAAAGCUUCAAUAAUAGUUCUCAUUUGCGUGCUCACCAGAGGACCCACUCAGGAGAAAAACCUUAUAAAUGCUUUGAGUGUGGGAAAUGCUUCAGUAACAGCUCUCACCUGAUCCAGCAUCUGAGAACACACACAGGAGAGAAGCCCUACCAGUGUGGGGAAUGUGGGAAAAACUUCAGUAAUACCUCUCAUCUUGUUAUCCAUGAGAGGACUCACACAGGAGAGAAACCCUAUAAAUGUCCCGAAUGUGAGAAGAGUUUCAGCAGCAGCUCUCACCUUAUUCAGCAUUACAGGAUACACACUGGGGAAAAACCAUAUGAAUGUCCUGUUUGUGGGAAAUGCUUCAGCCACAGUUACGUCCUAAUAGAACAUCAGAGGACUCACACUGGAGAAAAACCUUAUAAAUGCUCUGAUUGUGGAAAGGGUUUUAGUCAGAGUUCCAGCGUGAUUCGCCAUCAGCGGACACACACAGGUGAGAAACCCUACAGAUGUACUGAGUGUGGAAAAAGCUUUGGUUGUAAUUCUACUCUAAUAAAGCAUCAGAGAGUACAUACGGAGGUCUGUUCAGAAAGUAUCCAGCCAUGUAACAUGGCAGAUAGAGACAUUUGUUGAAGACGAUACAAGAAACAUUGUACAUAGUCCACUUCAAAGUAGGCACCUUGGGACCUCACACAGUUCUCCCAAUCGCCAUCUGCUGCCCCGUUUUAUUUUCCUGAAUCUCAUUGACAGUCUGAAAUCGUUUCCCUUUCACAGGUGAUUUUAGUUUUGGGAAAAGCCAGAAGUUGCAGGGUGCCAAAUCUGGGCUGUAGGGGGCGCUGAGUCAUCUGGGUGAUUCGAUGUUUCACCAAAAAACUGUACGCACUGUGAUGCAUGAGCUGGCAUGUUGUUGUGAUGAAGCUGCCAAUCACCAGUUGCCCAUAGCUGUUGCCUUCUGAAUCAUCCUAAUAGUUUCCACAGAGGAAUGUUCAAGCUUACUGCAAAAUUGGAUGCAGAUUCAUUGCUCUACUGGCUCAGUCAUUUUGAAUGUGACGGUCACACAGUACACAUAACUCAACAGCAUCUACCACCCCCAAUGACUAGUACAGUCAUUGUUCACACAUGUACAUUCCAGUCUACUUUCCUUGGCUGCCAGGUUACAUUGAUGUUGCACAAACUGUUCAUGUUAUGAUAACAAUGCCUAAAUCUUUUCUGGACAGACCUCAUUUAAUGAGGAAAGAGUUUUGGCCUUAGCUCCCAUCUCAUUAGAGAUCAGAGGACCUGUACAGGAGAAAAACCUUACAGAUGUUCUGAGUGCUCGGAAACGUUUAGUCAGAAUUCCAUCCUAGUGAUUCACCAAAGGAUGCACGCAGGAGAGAAACCUUAUAAAUGUCCUGAUUGUGGUGAGUGCCUCAGUCAAAGCGUUAACCGUAUAGGAGGACCCACAUAGGAGCAAAACCUUACAAAUGUACCAACUGAGAAAUGCUCAGCAGAAGUGCCUACUUCAGUCAGCAUUGGAAAAUUCCCAGAGGAAAGUCUUUUGAGUCUCUUGAAGUUGAAGAUUUCCCUCAUGAGUGGACUUUGAAAAACUGUUUAGGGUAACUCAUCCUCAUCUCUUUGUUUUCAGUCCCAAAUUCAUCUUCCUCUUAAGUCCCAGGACCCACUUUUCUUUCUUCUUCUUCUUCUUUUUUUUUUUCCUCCUUUUUGGACCAUUACAAUUAAGGUAUUCUCUGAUCAUUAUGCUACAAAGUAUUUUUGGCUUGUUCACCAAAACAUCUAGAAAAAGUUAACUUCUAAGUUUAAGGAUGGGAAGACCCAGAUCACCAGAUCAGUGAAUCUGCCAUGAGAGAUUCUGUCAGGAAUGGAGACAAGAAGAAAUUUGUUUUGAUCUAAGGGAAGAUAGGAAGAGCUUCAAAUGAAAACCUAAAACAUAACCCUAAAGCAGAAUGACACCUGAGAGCUUAGAUUACCAUUGAAUUGCCUUAUUUCCUCUUUACUGAUUGGGUGGCAAUAAAUCAUUAUUGGUCUCAGGGAUUUACCCAGAGAAAAAUUCUUUUUGAACAAUCUGAUUUCCUGGCUGUUUUGCUGGGUCUUAAGG